AUGGAGAUGCUCCUCGAUAGAUCUGCCGACCCCCGCGCCGGUGAGACGAGGAAUCACGACAAGGCGAUGCAAGCACAUCGGCAAGAAGAUGAGUCUGAUGGCAAUGACACCGCAGCUCGCAACGCCGCUGAGAAAUCUACCGACUCGCCGCGACCGAUACAUGGAGUCAAGUGGCUCCUUGCUGUCGUUUCCCUUCAGGCCUCCUUCCUGCUCUACGCCCUGGACACGACUAUCGUGGCUACGAUACAGCCUGCCAUAGUCAACACGCUUGGAAGAGUCGACCUCGUCCCCUGGCUCGGCAUCUCCUUUGCCCUGGCUUCGGCCGCCAGCACUCUUACGUGGUCCAAGGCCUUUGGCACCUUUUCGGCCAAGAAGCUGUUCAUCGGGGCCACCACACUAUUCAUGGGUGCCUCGGCCCUGUGCGGCGGCGCUCCCAACAUCGACGCCUUCAUUGUGGGGAGGGCGCUUGCCGGCAUUGGGGGAACCGGCAUGUACAUGGGCAUCAUGACCAUUCUCUCCGUCAACACGAGCGACACAGAACGGCCCAGAUAUCUCAGCCUCACGGGCUUCUGGUGGGGCAUCGGCACCGUCUUGGGCCCCGUCGUCGGCGGCGCCUUCGCUCAAAGCGCGGCCACUUGGCGGUGGGCCUUCUAUCUCAACCUAUGCGUCGGUGCCGCCGUGGCUCCCAUCUACUUUGUAGUGCUCCCCGACCACAGUCCUCUGCCCGGUGUUCCGCUACGCGUCCGCCUUCUCAUGCUGGAUUACCUCGGGGCCCUGCUUUCCUCCGCCGCUUUCCUGUGCAUCAUCAUGGCCAUGAACUUUGGCAGCAUUCUUUGGCCAUGGAACGACGGCCGCAGCAUUGCCCUAUUUGUGCUCUCGGCCAUCUUCUUCGCUGCCUUCUGUAUCCAACAGGCCUAUGUCAUCGGCACCUCUCUCGAUCACCGAGUUUUUCCCAUGCAUUUCUUCAGGAAUCGCACGCUGAUUAUCCUCUUUCUGACCAUGAUGUUUGCGGCCUUUGGAUGCUUCAUCACCCUCUAUUACCUCCCGCUUUACUUCCAGUUCACGCGCGGUGCCACAGCCUUGCAGACCUCGGUCCACUUGCUUCCACUCAUUCUUUGUUCUUCGGCAGCCGUGCUCAUCAAUGGCCAGUUCAUGGGGAAAACGGGCCACUAUUUCCCGUGGUAUCUUUUUGGUGCUGCUCUCCAUCUCAUCGGUGGUGCUCUGCUUUAUACAAUAGACGAAAACACAGCCAAUGCUAGAGUCUACGGCUACACCAUCAUUCUCGGCGUUGGCGUUGGCUGUUACUGCCAGGCCGGGUUUCCAGUGGCCCAGAUGAAGGUUGCAGCCAAAGACAUUCCUUCGAGCGUUGGCUUCAUGACGGUGAGCCAAAUGCUGGGCAUCGCUUUGGGCACCGGAAUGUCGGGCGCUAUUUUCGUCAACUUCGCGAACCAUGGUCUGGAGCGCUUGUUUCCCAACGCCACGCCCCAAGAGAUAUCUUCUGCCCUGGCCGGCGUGGGAAGCGAGCUGGUCAACUCCUCGGGAUCCGAUGUGGCCGCAGCAGCCAUUCAUGCGAUUGCGAGGGCCAUCCGGUCUGCAUUUGUCCCAGUUCUAGCGACCGGCGCACUCUCCCUCAUCUGCAGCCUAUUUAUGAAACGGGAGAAAGUGUUUGGAUAA
Messenger RNA from Hirsutella rhossiliensis, 1674 nucleotides. RefSeq names its product major facilitator superfamily domain-containing protein. The record is from RefSeq and is a predicted model, not a curated record. The transcript is spliced from 4 exons. Gene Ontology annotation, molecular function: transmembrane transporter activity. NCBI's taxonomy places the organism in Eukaryota, Fungi, Ascomycota, Sordariomycetes, Hypocreales, Ophiocordycipitaceae. Gene Ontology annotation, biological process: transmembrane transport. The coding region runs from base 1 to 1674 and encodes 557 amino acids.